CCCUGCACUACCCUGCGCCCAGGACCCCGUGCAGCAUCCGGUAGCAAUGCGGAGGAAAAGGUCUGCAUCAUUCUUGAAUUUCACCAAACCAUUAUGUCCUGGUCCCCGGGACCCCCUGCAAGGGUAAUUGUGCAUCACUAUCACAGGUUAUCACAUGGACUGAACAAAAAGGAAAAGCUCCAGUGAACAGAAGCUUUGAUCCUUGAUAGUAUUGGACAAUACGAAUGCUCAUCUCCCCAGGCCAGUCGCAUCGAUAUGAUGUCCAGGAAGAGGAAACGUGUGAAGUCCUCAUGCCUCCCAUCAGGGCCAAGCUGAAGCGGGUCCCUCCUUCCAGGCUGUGCCAUUCCCUCUUUCUCUCCAGGGAAAGGAGGAAUCUGGACCAAUGCUUUCAGCAAAUGCAUCAUGCUGUCAUCCAGAUGGGCUCCUCUUCGUAAUGCCCCCCUGCUGGUAUUUUUCUCCAUCUCCUCGUGCACGACCCCGCUGCAUGCCCUGCACAGAGGGAGAGUGCUGCCGAAAAGAGACCGCUGACGCCGUGUUAGCGAGACAAACGAUGAGCAGGAAAACGAGCUGGACGUCACCACGCCACCACCUCCUCCGCGCUACGAGUCGGUGGUCACCUGCCGUCGUCCCUGAGGUCACCCUGACAAGCGCCGCGCUCGCUCCUGCCACGUUUGCUCCACUAUGGAAGAUCAAACCGUUUUACGGCUCUCGUGUUUUGAAGUUCGGCUCCUGCCGUGGACCGUCCAUUUGAAAAUGAAACGCGCUUCCAGGCACGAUUGAGGGAGUGGAAAACCAGUCCCAGAUGAUGAGCACUUUAAGUGGUGCUGGAAUAUUCGUCAGCUUAACGACGGUGUCUGUGACUCUGGAUUUCAGUCUGCACGGUGGUCUGAUGGCUUGGCCGUUAAGCAGCAAUUUGACUCUGAAUCAGAGUUUGCCCACGUUCGAUCCUUUCAAUACCUCGGAGAAGGAAGAAGUCUCUCGUAUGUCCAUUAGGGAGAAGAACUGGCCGGCCCUCCUGAUCUUGGUUAUCAUUGUGCUAACUAUCGGAGGGAACAUCCUGGUGAUCAUGGCCGUCUCCUUGGAGAAGAAGCUGCAGAACGCCACAAAUUACUUCCUGAUGUCCUUGGCAGUGGCGGAUAUGUUGGUGGGGAUCCUAGUCAUGCCCGUGUCCCUCAUUACAGUUCUCUACGAUUAUGCGUGGCCUUUGCCUAAACAGUUGUGCCCCAUAUGGAUUUCCCUAGAUGUCCUCUUUUCAACCGCAUCUAUCAUGCAUCUCUGUGCCAUCUCCCUCGAUCGGUAUGUAGCAAUACGCAAUCCCAUUGAGCACAGCCGCUUCAAUUCCCGCACCAAGGCUAUUAUGAAAAUUGCUGCAGUUUGGACCAUAUCCAUAGGGAUCUCCUCGCCCAUUCCCGUCAUGGGUUUGCAGGACGAUUCCCGGGUGUUCGUCAAAGGGAGGUGCGUCCUGAACGAAAGGAACUUUGUCCUCAUCGGGUCCUUCGUGGCGUUCUUCGUCCCGCUUGUCAUCAUGGUGAUCACGUACUGCCUGACGGUGCAGGUGCUGCAGAGGCAAGCCACCGUGUUCAUGUACGGGGAGAUGCCCAAGCAGAGACGGAGCAGCAUGAGCUGCCUCAAGAAGGAAAACACCACCGAGAACAUCUCCAUGCUCCAGAACCAUGAGGGGACCUCUCACUUAAACUCCCCCGCGAACAAGGAGGCCGUGCUCUUUCGGAAGGGGACCAUGCAGUCCAUCAACAAUGAGCGGAGGGCUUCCAAGGUCCUGGGCAUCGUCUUCUUUUUGUUCCUUAUCAUGUGGUGCCCGUUUUUCAUCACUAAUGUCAUGUCUGUGCUUUGCACGGAGACCUGCAGCGAAGACCUCCUGGCCGAACUCCUGGACGUGUUUGUGUGGGUGGGUUACGUCUGCUCCGGGGUCAAUCCCCUUGUGUACACACUCUUCAAUAAAACCUAUCGCAGGGCUUUCUCCAACUACAUCCGCUGCCAAUACAAGGCCAAUAAAACAUCGACUCUGAGACAAAACCAAUGUCCAAACGUCCCCUCUACAGCUUUGUACGGGAAGGACCUCAAUUUAAACAGCUAUCGAAAUGGCAAUGAAUUCAACAGCAUGGAGCUGGGUGACAUUGAGGAAGGCUUAGAAAUGCAGCCAGGGACUUCAGAGUUGUCGAUAAAUAGCUGCAAUGUUGUAAGCGAAAGGGUGAGCUGCGUGUAGCAGAGCCCCGCGGCUGCAGCCGUCUGCGGCGAUGCGUCUGCAGCCCAAACACGGUUGUGUAACAAUGUGCGUCUCCGUCGAAGAGCGUUGUAAAUACUGCUUCCGAACAAAGCUUUUUUUUUAAACAUCCAUCUUUCCGGUCCAGUACUUUAACUCAUAUAUACAUAUAUAUAUAUACACAGAUAUAUAUAUACACCGCAGUGAAGUUUAAGGUUCUAUUUACUGUUGAUACUAGAUCAAAAACUAUUCGUUACUUUGCUUAUGUCACGGACUAAACGAUGACUUCCUCUUCCAGUGCAUGAACAAAAAUGCUGAAUAUUUAUCUCAGGUGGUGUUUGCUGGAGUCCAGAAUGACCUAUUAAUACUUAUAUAUUGAAUACAGGAAAAUGGUCUUGGUCAGUCUAACUUUUUUUUUCAGGUUGACAGUAAAUAUGUACUUUAAUCCUCACCCAUGUCAGGGGCCAUGAAAAGGCAAGGAGUGCAGGAAUUCAUCUUGCCACAACCCUGGAAGGAAACCAGCGCCCCGCCGAGACGCAGCCGCGGCAGCCGGGGCACGGUAGACUUGAUGUUGGGUCGGCUGUGACCGCAGGUCCGUGGCAGCCGAGAUCGGUGGGCUCCUGGGCACUAAAACGUGUUCAUUCAUGUCCGCAGGGGAGGGGGGCCGUCCCAGGACCGCUGUGCAACCUCAGCGCGUUGGUGCGAGCUGGUCCUGGGAUCCCAGCAGUGCUGAGGGAUUGUCUGCCCUGCUCCGCGCCCCUGGGAGCAUGCUGCCGGGGCAAGGCUCUGCCCACGUGGAGACAGGCCCUGCAGCUUCCCAGGCUGGGACACCCCACUUUGGCUUUCUGUUCUCAGCCUGCUUGGGGGCAGCAGCAAGGAGCACCCCAGGGUGCCAGGGCUAGCAGGCAGGCAGGUCUGCGCUUCUCACAGCAGCAGCUGGGGCAAGGGAGCGUGCAAGCCGCCGCACCCCCCACCCCAUAAGCUUCUUGGCAUCCCUUCUCUCCAGAGCACCCUCGGUUCAUAGACGCCUGGCCCAGCCCCAGCCGCAGAGCCAGCAGUGGCCCAGACCUCACUCAUGCCAUGCAACAUCUUCCUUGCAAAGGACAAAUUGGGCCAGCGGCCAAGUCAGGAGGGACCUCAGACCUCUCCUGGCGUGCUGGUGCAGGGAGGUCG
This is a messenger RNA of Alligator sinensis (Chinese alligator), 3394 nucleotides long. It is a transcript of the gene HTR2C, whose product is annotated as 5-hydroxytryptamine receptor 2C. Gene Ontology annotation, biological process: G protein-coupled receptor signaling pathway, coupled to cyclic nucleotide second messenger; chemical synaptic transmission. The record is from RefSeq and is a predicted model, not a curated record. Gene Ontology annotation, molecular function: neurotransmitter receptor activity; G protein-coupled serotonin receptor activity. Bases 803 to 2224 code for a protein of 473 amino acids. The transcript is spliced from 7 exons. Gene Ontology annotation, cellular component: plasma membrane; dendrite. NCBI's taxonomy places the organism in Eukaryota, Metazoa, Chordata, Crocodylia, Alligatoridae.